AUGGAAUCGCAAGAAGAUGGCGGACCCGAGCCCAUUGUUUGGAAACGAAUAUCGUCUGCAGUUGAAUCCGAUUCAGGACGUUUGGAAGCUAGCGAGUCGCUUCCAAACGAAACGGAAACCUCCACUGAUGGUGAAUCCGAUCCCAAACGUUUGAAAACUGACGAAUCCUCGAUUCCAAAAGAAAGCACAACGAAUGGAGAGGCCGUGCCAGUUUCCGAAGCAGCGAAGCGCCAAAACAUGAUCGAAACCGAACUGAAUGGCAUGAUCAAAGAAAUGAUGGACUCGGAAGAUUUCCAAGAGGAAGACGAAAUGGAACCCGAAUCGUAUGAGGCAAUCAUGAAAGCAGCCAAGGAAAUCUGCUACACGCGUAAGAUCUACGAUGUUUCUGCCGACAAAAUCGUCUUCUUUCCAAGCAUAACCAAAACGAUUGUCAACAUGGAUCUGUUUGAGAAAGCGGAGGAGUACUAUUAUGAUGAAGGUGACGAAUUUCCAAUGGAGUACUCGAUGGGUCUUAGGAACAUCGCUUUUGAAAAGCUCGAAGCGGAAGGGGAGGAUGAUGACGACGAGGAAAUGGACGAUGACAUGAUGGAGCGGCUAUCAAUGGCUGUGCAGCUGACGGAAGAUGAUAAGGACGAACUCCAGGAAGCGAUUGCCGCUGCUGAGGCAGCAGAUGAAGAAGGAGCAGAUGAAGACAACGAAAAGAGGGAAGAUUCUGUAAUGGAUCCGGUCACUGAAGCAGCAGGUGAAGAAGAGGAAGAUCAAGGAACCGAUGAGAAUGAAGAUUCUGCAAUGGAUACGGUCAACGAAGUAACAGAUCAAGAGGAGGCAGAACAAGACAUCAAAGAGGACGAAGAUUCUGUUAUAGACCCGAUCAGCGAAGCAACAGAUCACGAAGAGGUAGAACAAGGCAUCGACAAUACAAAUGUUUCUGCAAUAGACCCGAUUGACCCUCUAGUGGAUACCUCCUCUGCGAUUCCCGAGGAAAGCACAACGUCUGCUGCUGUCUCAAACGGAGAAGCCGUACCAGUUUCCGAAGCAGCGAAGCGCCAAAAUAUGAUCGACACAGAACUGAACGGCAUGAUUAAAGAAAUGAUGGACUCGGAAGAUUUCCAAGAGGAAGACGAAAUGGAACCCGAAUCGUAUGAGGCAAUCAUGAAAGCAGCCAAGGAAAUCUGCUACACGCGAAAGAUCUACGAUGUUUCUGCCGACAAAAUCGUCUUCUUUCCAAGCAUAACCAAAACGAUUGUCAACAUGGAUCUGUUCGAGAAAGCGGAGGAGUACUAUUAUGAUGAAGGUGACGAAUUUCCAAUGGAGUACUCGAUGGGUCUUAGGAACGUCGCUUUUGAAAAGCUCGAAGCGGAAGGGGAGGAUGAUGACGAUGAGGAAAUGGACGAUGACAUGAUGGAGCGUCUGUCAAUGGCUGUGCAACUGACGGAAGAUGAUAAGGACGAACUCCAGGAAGCGAUUGCUGCUGCCGAGGCAGCAGAUAAAGACGAGGCAGACCAAGAUGGUGCAAUGGAUCCGGUCACUGAAGCAGCAGAUGAAGAAGAGGCAG
This is a messenger RNA of Cylindrotheca closterium, 1555 nucleotides long. The record is from the annotation of a GenBank genome assembly. Lineage: Eukaryota; Bacillariophyta; Bacillariophyceae; Bacillariales; Bacillariaceae.